CCAGGCUGUAACUUGAGCUUCACUUAGCCUGGGGAUGACUGGAUGGGUGGGCGGGUGACAGCCAGGGCAGGGACACUGUGUGCGUGGGUGCUCCCGUAACUUCAGUCCUAGUGGAUUCGAGGCUGUGGUCCCGGAAUGGGCAACAAGCAAACUGUGUUCACUCCUGAGCAGCUGGAGGAAUACCAGGACUGUACUUUCUUCACGAGGAAGGAGAUCAUGAGGCUCUUCUAUCGCUACCAGGACCUGGCCCCUCAGUUGGUGCCCCUGGACUAUACCACCAGUCCUGAGGUGAAGGUUCCCUACGAGCUGAUUGGCAGCAUGCCGGAGCUGAAGGAUAACCCUUUCCGCCAGAGGAUUGCACAGGUCUUCUCUCAAGAUGGGGAUGGUCACAUGACCUUAGAGAACUUCCUGGAUAUGUUCUCGGUGAUGAGUGAGAUGGCUCCUCGGGACCUGAAGGCCUACUACGCUUUUAAGAUAUAUGACUUCAACAAUGAUGACUACAUCUGCGCUUGGGACCUGGAACAGACAGUGACCAGGCUGACUCGUGGGGAGCUGAGUGCCGAGGAGGUGACGCUGGUGUGUGAGAAGGUGCUGGAUGAAGCGGAUGGUGACCAUGAUGGGAGGCUGUCCCUGGAGGACUUCCAAAGCAUGAUCCUGCGGGCUCCAGACUUCCUCAGCACCUUCCACAUCCGCAUCUGACGUGCUUGGAGGAUGAGGCAUAGCCCACACCCAUCUCCACGCUGCUCUCUGUGAAUAAACAGAAAUCAAACCUG
Psammomys obesus (fat sand rat) is the source of this 773-nucleotide messenger RNA. It is a transcript of the gene Cib3, whose product is annotated as calcium and integrin binding family member 3. The record is from RefSeq and is a predicted model, not a curated record. The transcript has 6 exons. Gene Ontology annotation, molecular function: calcium ion binding. NCBI's taxonomy places the organism in Eukaryota, Metazoa, Chordata, Mammalia, Rodentia, Muridae. The coding region runs from base 136 to 699 and encodes 187 amino acids.